AAAAAAUGGUAUCCAACUUUGCUCAGCAUGUUCUGGGAAAACAGCAUCAUGAUGAACAAGAAGUUGUAGAGAUAAUGAGCCAUGACAAACAAAGCAAAGAAAUACAAAAAAAAGUGAAAGGAUCUUCUGGCAAUGCAAUCCUUAGAAACAAAGGGGACAACAUGCAUAAUGUAAAGGUCUUGCAUAAGAAAAGCGGGGAGUUACUGUUGUCUAGGCGAUUGAAUGAAGAUGAAACUUCCUUUGCCAAAGAAGACUAUGGACCCUGUCCUUCUUGCUUUGAGUGGUUACGAAUUACGAUCAUUGCGCGCCACCAACAGAAUUGCCCUGCUUCUGCAGUCAUGCGCCUUCUGAGUAGGCUUCUUCUUCAUUUAAGAACACUAGCCCGACCAGCCACAGGAAUAUUUCUGGAAGAUUUCUUAGUCCCCGCCCAUUUUGCAGAUGUGGCAGAAGCAGCACUACUGACAUGCAGUCCUGAUGAGAGAGAUCCAGAAAAUUUGAAGACACCAUCUCAUGCCUUAAAAUUAGGCAGUGAUCUCAAAAGGCUUGCCUCAAUGACCUUAGUAAGUGCCAUCAAGUCUGGAGAUGAAGGAAGGAGAAGAAGGGCAAAGGACUUUCUGAAGUUAAUGGAAAUAGAAUGGUCAACAAAGCUGGAGAGAGUGCUGCUUCAGGAGAGGAAGCACAGGAAGAAGGUGCCUCUGCCUCUGCCCGCUGACAUUGAGAAGUUUGCUACACAUCUCAAAGAUGAAGCAAGACGUGCAGACCUUGAUGAUCACUCAUUCUCCAACUACAAGAAAGUGGUGCUAAUCGCUGAAGCCAGCCUUAUUGCAUACAAUAGAAGAAGGCCAGGAGAAGUACAGGCUUUAAGCUUGUCUGACUACAAGGCCAGACGUAGCGGUGAAGACGAAGUUUGCCCGGAAGUUGUUGGGAAGCUAACGCAAUUUGAACACUAUCUGCUGAAGACACAAGAUGUCAUAAUGAUUAGAGGCAAGCAUGGCAAAUUUGUUCCCCUUCUGGUUAGUGCGGACAUUAAGCCUCUUCUAGACUUUGUGACAUCAGCUAAUGUGAGACAAGAUGCAGGGAUAUCCUCAUCAAAUCCAUAUGUGUUUGCAAACAGUGGUGCAGGAGUCAUCAGAGGGGGUCAUGCGGUAGCAUCUGUGGCACAUGAAGCAGAGCUUGUAUCCCCAGAGAGAAUCCGGGCUACAAAUUGCCGACGUUUUAUGGCCACUAUGAUCCAGGGACUUGAUGUUAGCCCACAACAACAAAAAUGGAUCAUCGAUCAUCUGGGCCAUACUUUAGUUAGAUGUGCAUAAUGUAUACUACAGGGCAACAUCGGAUAUUUUGGAGAGGACUGAUAUUUCAAAGAUCCUAUUAAUGAUGGAUACAGGAAGGAUAGCAGAAUUCAAACGAAGGCAAAUUAAAGACAUCCAACUUGAUGGUGAGACAAUAGAAUUCAUUACAUAUUUAGCUCUACUUUAUCUCUCUUUUAUGAUCUCUUCUAAACUUUUAUCGUUCCUGUUUUGCAUUGGAUUAUGGAGUGCCAGAAAAAUGGUCUUCAAAGACCUGGGGUAGAACAAGAAACUAAAUUUAUUUUCAUGUAUUAUAAUAGGUCAACUUUAGGUAUGAAUGGUUAUCAUCAUGAAGCCUGGUAAAAAUACACUCUCUUACAGGGUUAGUUCACACCUAAUAUGUUGCAAUUUCAAUAAAAUGAGAAUAAUUUGAACUGCAUAUUAAAAAAGGAAUAAUCAAAAUUGGUGAAGAAAGAAAUAAAUUACUCAUUUACAUAUUUUUGCAAAUUACUCUUCGCUUUAAAAAUCGGCAACACUGAUGACAUAUACAAUCGGCUCUCCAAUCAUAUUUUAUGUGAAAUACUACUUUUUACCUUUUUUCUAAAACGUUUCAUAUUUUCUAAACCUUUAGACAACAUGUCGAUGAAAAUGGUUUUCUACACAACAUACAGUUUUCAAGGGUCUAUUUUUUGAGAAAUAUAGAAGAUGUGAAAUUUCAUGUACAGUAUGUAAGUUUCUGUGAAGACUUUCAUACAAGUAGAGGUGAUUGGAAAGGCUGGGAUAUAGGUCAUUGUACUCAGCUAUUUUGAAUUGGUUUUUCCUGAAGGCAAAAUGUCACUUUUGAAAAAUCACAUGGGUAAUUUUUCAUGAUGUAUCAGCAGUACAUUUUAGCAUUUUUUGUGCAAUUUUCAAAGUAUGCUCAUUCAAGCAUGACACAAUGACAACCUUUCAUGUUCACACAACAUGUGAUCAGUGUUGCAGUGCCUUGAUGCUCGGCCUUGGCCUUAAGGCGCCUUAAGGCCUAUUUUUUCAAAGCCUUGGCCUUG
This is a messenger RNA of Lytechinus variegatus (green sea urchin), 2332 nucleotides long. RefSeq lists its product as uncharacterized. The coding region runs from base 6 to 1310 and encodes 434 amino acids. The record is from RefSeq and is a predicted model, not a curated record. Lineage: Eukaryota; Metazoa; Echinodermata; Echinoidea; Temnopleuroida; Toxopneustidae. The transcript has 5 exons.